GAAAGAUUGAGAGUGAGAGGGAGAGAGAGUAAAAAUAGUAAAAGCUGGGAAGCAGACAUGGCAGUGUAAGCUGAGAAAUUGUGCGGGAGAAGUAAUGCUAGAGAGACAGCAGACUGCACGUUUGUGUCUGCUCAGGUGUGUCCAGUCUGUAGUCGGUCUUGGGUGGGGUGGGUGGGGGGUCAAGCAGGUCACGGAAAUUGUAUACAAAGCAAAUACUUGUGCACAACUGAAAGUGGACCUUGUGAGCGGUUCAGGGUGAUUAUUUGGCUCCUUUAAUCAAUGAGGCCUUUGUAGGCUGGGCAGACACUCAUCUCCUCUCUCGAUCACACACAGCCUGCAGCUUUUUAGAUUUUUUUCCCCCUCCUGUAGCCAUGGAGAAACAAAUAGAGGACCUGAAGCAGCAGCUAGAAAAGCAAUGUCUCAUCAACAAGGAGCUCCAGAGGCAAAAUAAAGACCUGGAACAACGACUGCAGGAGAAAGAAAAACUUUUGCAGGAGCUGCAAAGUCAAUAUCAUGACCUGGAGUUUCCCUCUCACAGUGGUAAUGAGAUUGAACCGGAGGUCAGGAAGAGCCGUGCGGCCGUCAUUGCCCCCGAACCAAUCCGCGAGACCCUGGAGAUUACACGCAACAGGGUCAAGAAAACUGUCAGUGAGACGAGUCUGAUCGUCAAAGCCAUCCAGAAGAAUGACUUCCUGAGCCGUCUCGACGAUGAGCAAACGGCCAUGAUGGUGGACCUCUUAGCAGUAUCUAACUUCAAACCGGGGGAUGAAGUCAUUACAGAGGGCUCUGAAGGAGACAGCAUGUAUAUAGUGGCAGCUGGUGAGCUCAUUGUCACCCAGGCAGGCCAGGACCUCCGAACUCUAACCAGUGGCGAUGUGUUUGGGGAGUUGGCCAUUCUGUACAACUGCAAACGUACAGCAACGGUCAAAGCAAAGACAGUGGUGCGUCUGUGGUGCAUGGAGCGUCAGACCUACAGGACGAUCAUAACCAACAAGUCCAAGAAGAAACGAGAGCAGCUCAUGGGCUUCCUGAAGACGUCUCGUACUCUGAAGGACCUGAAUGACAUCCAGUUGUCUAAGAUCAUUGACUCCAUGGAGGAGGUGAAAUACCAGGACAAAGAUGUUAUAGUUCGAGAAGGAACUGAGGCGAACACAUUCUACAUCAUCCUCAAAGGAGAGGUCCUGGUGUCUAAGAACGUGAAUGGGCAUCAGAAGCAGAUUCGCAGGAUGGGAAAAGGGGAGCAUUUCGGGGAACAGGCCCUCAUACGUGAAGUUUUGAGAACUGCCACCUGCACUGCCGAUGGCCCUGUUACAUGCUUCUCCAUUGACAAGGAGGUAUUUGAAGAGACAAUUCCCAUAGAACACCUGGAGCUGUUUGAUGACUCCAAAGUGCUGCAGGAGGCACAAGUUCCAGAGAAGUCGAGUCCCACCUCCACUCUGAGGUUUAAGGAUCUGGUUCCUGUACUGUACCAGGAGGGCCGCUUCCAAGGAGAUCCUGUCACGCUUGGAGUUGGAGGGUUUGGGCGUGUUGAGCUAAUGACCACAGUGAACCAUGGGAAAUAUUACGCCAUGAAGCGAGUCAGCAAGAAGCACAUUGUUGCCAAGAGACAGGAGGAGCACAUGCUGUUUGAGAAGAAGAUCUUGAAAGCCAUCCAGUGUGACUUCAUCGUCAGGCUUCAUGCAGCUUUCAAAGACACACGAUACAUCUACAUGGUCAUGGAGUUCUGUGGUGGUGGGGAGAUCUGGACCAAACUCAAAGAAGUGGGGCGUUUUGAUGAGCCCAUCGCUGUGUUCUGCACUGCCUGUGUGGUGGAGGCCUAUGCCUACCUCCAUAAGAAGAGCAUCAUGUACAGAGACCUGAAGCCUGAGAACCUGAUGCUGGAUGUUAGGGGCUACGUCAAGCUAGUGGACUUUGGUUUUGCCAAGGAGUUGGUGCGUGGUGAGAAAACCUACUCAUUUGUUGGUACUCCUGAGUACAUGGCUCCAGAGAUCAUAAAGAACCAGGGACAUGACUUUGCAGUCGACUUUUGGUCCCUUGGCAUCCUGAUCUUUGAACUACUGGUGGGAAGCCCUCCCUUUUCAAGUUCAGAACCCCAGAAGAUUUAUGCCAAAAUACUGGAUGGGGUGCUCAAGUACCCACCUUACUUGAGUGAAGCAGCCAAGUCUAUUAUCAGUAAGCUGUGCAGACCUCGGCCAGGUCAGAGGUUAGGAAACACUAAGAAUGGAAUCAAAGAUGUCCGGCAUCACAGGUGGUUCAGCAGUAUGAACUGGCACAAGCUGCGGGUGGGCCAGCUUGACGCCCCCACAGUCCGGCUGAUACGCAAGGGCCCCUGCUACAUCAACUUUGAUCGUUUCCCUCUAGACCAGACGAAGGCAGAGGAGGAGUUCUCUGGUUGGGACCGUGACUUCUGAUUCUGACUAUUGAGUUUAAAAGGACCAAAAGCCACAGGGGUCGCUAACAUCACUCGAUUGUGGAGCCAAAUCAGAAUAAAUCCAGCUGACCUUGGCAUACGAGACUUUUCUUAAGUUCAGCUGGUGCCGUAAGAGUGAUGGUAGUUGGAGCUAUAUUGAAAAAGCGUAAUCCAUGUCAUACUAAUUUGAUUAUUAAAUUAGAGUGGCACUGAAGGGAAUCACCAAUUCCAAAAUAUUUAUUGAAGCUUUCACCGUUUCUGUACAGAGUCAAGCAUCUCGCAGGGGCCCCAAGAAUAUGUGUAAGUGUGUGGACAUUAGGACAUUGUGUUUCCAAUUUCAAUGCAGGGAGAUUUGGUACCUGAUGAGGAAGUGUUAAUAACAUCGUCCAUAUAACACUCUUCACUGAUUAGAAUAAAACACCCGUCCAAGUGCUUAGCUCAGAAUAAAGGCAUGAGUCACAGUGCAGUAUGUAUAGAAAGGCAUAGCUCCAAACCUGAAAACUUGAUGCUACUGUAUCUGCCAUAGCUGUAUUGUACUUUAAAAUGUAUUGUUCUUUUAGAUCUAUGUUAGUUUUAGUGAGUAAACAUGCUUACCUGCUCACAGCAAAGCUGCUAAAUGCUUUAAAUGUUUAUUAUAAACUGUCACUUUCUUUUUAAAUUUUCCUUGGUUCUUGGAGAAUCUGCCCCCCUUUUUUGUGUGCAGGAUUAUUUACACACAGAUUGAUUGUAAUUUAAAGAUUAUGGAACAUCCUGAUGAAAAAUUUCUACAUGACUCAAGUUUAGUAAAUAAAAGUGCUCUUAUAGGCUCGAGUUAGCUGCGUUUCCUACACUUAUAUCCACCAAUGUAUUACAGUCAAAUGGUGCAGAGUUUGUGCUGUUGUGGCCGUAUCACACACAAAAAGCCUGCAGUAUAAGCAUUUGGAGAUUAGAAAGGAGAUAGUGAAUAACACAUAAGGGGAAAUAUUGUGCUUAUAAAGAUGUUAUCAGAGAGAAAAAUGGCCUGGGACAGAGUGAGGGUUUCACAGGUUUAAUCUGAUGCACUGGUUGCAGCUUGACUGUGAGGCUCUAGAGGAGCACAGCUGUCUGUCACAACAGCAGGUUUUAAGGCAGGAGGAAGGAGUCACUAUGUUCCUUCCUGUCAAUGCCUGUGAUUUGACUGCUGAGACCAGUUUUCCACAUCAGAAAAAAAAAACCCUCACAUGAAAGCAAUCAUAUCUUCCAUAGGGGGAAAAGAUACACUGCCAGAUGUUUCCCUCCUGCAGAAAAAUACACAACACCUUGAAGUCUAGAAUUAAAUACACUGAGGGCAAUGAAAGCAGUGGCCCAGAGGAUGUACCGUAUAGUACAAAAUGAUCUCUCCACAGCAGUGAACUGUGGUUUCCUGCUCUGCUGCAUGUAGGAUCAAGAUUUGUUCUUGGAUAACCUUGUUUCACCUGCACUGCUAUUUUUAUUGUUGUCAACAAAUCCCAUCAAAACCAAUAAAUAAAUAAAUAAAAUCAUGUGUUAA
Molecule: messenger RNA, 3917 nt
Organism: Lates calcarifer (barramundi perch)
Lineage: Eukaryota; Metazoa; Chordata; Actinopteri; Centropomidae
Gene: prkg3
Product: protein kinase cGMP-dependent 3
Exons: 22
Coding region: 372-2411 (679 amino acids)
Biological process (GO): protein phosphorylation
Molecular function (GO): cGMP-dependent protein kinase activity; ATP binding
Source: RefSeq, a predicted model, not a curated record